This is a messenger RNA of Dothidotthia symphoricarpi CBS 119687, 1335 nucleotides long. RefSeq lists its product as uncharacterized. The record is from RefSeq and is a predicted model, not a curated record. NCBI's taxonomy places the organism in Eukaryota, Fungi, Ascomycota, Dothideomycetes, Pleosporales, Dothidotthiaceae. Bases 1 to 1335 code for a protein of 444 amino acids. The transcript has a single exon.
AUGACGAAGCCAUCUAAAUUGCUAGGCCGUAGGUAUAUCCCAGGACAGGUGGACUGUCAACAUACCGUCACAGAGGUGAAAAAAGCGAGCAUGCUGCCUCCAGCCGCCGAUCCGACAUGUCCGAUUUGCUCGCAGAAGUGGUUCAGUAAGCAUGAGAGUACCAAAAGACGCGUCAUGCCGCUGAUUCAGGCCUGCGGGCAUGCUAUCUGUUCAGACUGCUUUGAAGCAUGGCGUAAGACCUCUCUUAUGUGUAUGUAUCGCUGUCCUACUCUUGCACUCAACAUUAAAAACUGUUUGGCAUGCCGUGAAUGGGAAGGCACUCAUCGGCCUCCACCGCCAGAUCUGCAACUUCCUGUCGGGCCCGAUAAGCGAGUGGUGGUCGUAUGUCGAGACAUGUGGCGCGAUAUCAAGCAAGAACUUGCUGAGCUUGAAGACGAGAGCAGAGCGUUCAGGAUUCCAGGCGUCAUCAAGCGCAAGAUCCUGGCGUACAUGCGAAAGGCCUGCUCAGAUUAUGACGGCCAGUACCACAGGCACAAUGAUUUGGCAGAGCUACUCGAUCCCCUCCGUGGUAGUGAUAUCGAUACUGCAGAAGUUGAAGAGGAGUAUCAUGGGACGGGAGUACUUGUGCCAUGUUGGAGCGACGAACCAUGGCUCACGACCGUUAUCCGUAAGGUCUGUCGGCAAUGGGACGAAGAGGAUGGUUUCGUGACAAACAGCUGGACACACGGCGAGUUUCGUCCAAAGCACCUGCGUACCCCGGAGAAGUUCAAGAACGCCGACGGUCACUGGGUUGACGACUGGCCUAUCAAGUGUGUGGUAGGUCACCAGAUUGAUGAAGACGACGGCGAGUUGUGGUACCAUGUGCGUUAUAUUGGUUUCGGUCCGGCCAGUGAUGAAGUCGUAUCGGCUAGAAGCUUCACACGACCGAGCAUUUAUCGUAUUUAUAACCGAGUUCAUGGCAUCAGCCUUGACGAGCGUUGGUUAGCCAACGAUGACAGACAUCUUCAAGAGGAGGUGGUUGACGAGGAGACCGGGACUGACCCCGAGACUACAAGUAAGUCUGAUUACAAAACGGGGGUUCCAUCUGGAGAGGAAUCUGAUGACGAUACACAACAAAAUUCUGACGCAGAGAUCGAGGAAGGCUUCGUGGAUGACGGAUCAGAAUCCGAGGAAACUAGUGACACCAGUGGCACUGACUUAGAAUAUUUAAAUGACGGCUCAAACACGGACAGGACCGACGAUGAUAACAUUUAUUCAGACGUCGAGAUGGACGGAUUAGAUGAGCCCAAAUCAGGCUACUCAAGCGACUCCGAACAUUCCGAAUACAUCGAUUAG